Messenger RNA from Amoebophrya sp. A25, 578 nucleotides. The record is from the annotation of a GenBank genome assembly. NCBI's taxonomy places the organism in Eukaryota, Dinophyceae, Syndiniales, Amoebophryaceae.
CGGAAAACGCGAACGAAGAAACGCAUUCGCGUACCAAGGUAUCCAUGCUUUCCAAUUAUUGGACAGACAGCCACUACGUCCACCUGUUUUUACCGGGAGCAAAGCGAGGGAGAUGACAAACGCAAACAAAAGGUACGAUUGGCCAUGGCUUCAGGAGAUAGCAAUAUUAUGUACAUGGACACCUCAGAGAGUCGAGCGUUUUUUGUCCGACCUGAAGAAACAGGAGCAAGUGGGAGCCACAGCAACAAACAAGAUGAAAUGUCAACAUUGAGGAAAGCUAAAGGUCGUCCAACAAAUGAAACAAAUCGAAAUCCGUCAGGCUCAUCUCCUUCUGCCACAUCUUCUGGUAGCAAGUUGACUUCUAAGCCUGCUGGUGCGAGAACCAAGAGGAAGAGAGAGACUACGGCUAAGAGGCGCGUUCGUAUCGAAGUGGAGCCGGUUGUAGGGAGUAGCGCUGCUGCGCAAUUGUUUCGCAAAAAGCGUCUAGCGCUUCGCGACUUCGCUCAGCAACAUCUAGACCAGUGCGCGCCGCGACAUCACGUUGGUAGGCUUUUUUCGCCGCACGCAUAUUGUGAUGG